This is a messenger RNA of Medicago truncatula (barrel medic), 2077 nucleotides long. RefSeq names its product EH domain-containing protein 1. The coding region runs from base 134 to 1762 and encodes 542 amino acids. NCBI's taxonomy places the organism in Eukaryota, Viridiplantae, Streptophyta, Magnoliopsida, Fabales, Fabaceae. Gene Ontology annotation, biological process: endocytosis; endosomal transport. The record is from RefSeq and is a predicted model, not a curated record. The transcript has 16 exons. Gene Ontology annotation, molecular function: protein binding; calcium ion binding; GTP binding. Gene Ontology annotation, cellular component: plasma membrane; cytoplasm.
AUAAAACCGAGAAACUCGUCCCACUUGGUUGCGUAAAAAGGAACAAAACUUAAAUAAACAAACACACUCAACUCAAGAUUUAACAGUCAGUUUCUUGCGUUACUAUACUGAAACCGAGAUUCAUUCCAAAAAGAUGAAAGCAGUUUCCGAUUGGAUCCAUUCUUCUUCAAAUGAGCACAUUGAAACGUACCAGCAAUGGUUCAUCUUAGCCGAUUCAGAUGGAGAUGGCCGUAUUAGUGGAAAUGAUGCUAUCAAGUUCUUUGCUCUCUCCAACUUGUCUCGCCCUCAGCUCAAGCAGGUUUGGGCUAUUGCGGAUACCAAGAGACAAGGUUUUUUAGGUUUUGAAGAGUUUGUUACUGCAAUGCAGCUCAUUUCUGUGGGACAGGCAGGGUAUGAUCUCAACUCAGAUAUCCUGAAAACUCAGAUUGACAAUGAAAAGAUCAAACUUCCAGUCAUGGAAGGAAUUGAUGUAUUAGUAGCAAAUAAAGCGAGUUCGACAAUAAAUGCCCAACCUGAUUUAUUUGGUACUGGUCAGCCUCGGCCUUUUCCACCAGUUGCUUCAAAAUCUGUAAAGAAGUUACCUCUCAGUGCAGUGACAUCAAUAAUAGAUGGAUUGAAGAAAUUGUAUGUGGAGCGGUUAAAACCAUUGGAGGUCACUUAUCGAUUCAAUGAUUUUGUAUCUCCGGUAUUGACCGACAGUGAUUUUGAUGCUAAACCAAUGGUCAUGCUUCUUGGUCAAUAUUCCACCGGGAAAACAACAUUUAUAAAACAUUUGCUAAGAUGUGAAUAUCCAGGGGCACACAUUGGACCAGAGCCUACGACUGACAGAUUUGUUGCUGUCAUGUCUGGAACUGAUGAGAGGAGCAUUCCUGGAAAUACUGUAGCUGUCGAUGCUAGCAUGCCUUUUAGUGGCCUGACAACUUUUGGUAGUUCGUUUUUGUCAAAGUUUCAAUGCUCUCAAAUGCCACAUCCACUGCUAGAUGAAAUAACAUUUGUGGACACCCCUGGUGUCCUCUCUGGAGAAAAACAAAGGACUCAACGAAGUUAUGAUUUCACUGGUGUUAUAUCGUGGUUUGCUGCGAAGUGUGAUUUGAUUCUUCUCCUAUUUGAUCCUCACAAACUCGACAUCAGUGAUGAAUUUAAACGAGUGAUCUACUCUCUACGCGGUCAUGAUGACAAAAUACGCGUUGUGUUGAAUAAGGCAGACCAAAUCGAUACUCAGCAACUCAUGAGAGUUUAUGGAGCACUGAUGUGGUCUUUGGGAAAAGUUCUGAAUACCCCAGAAGUUGUACGUGUAUAUAUUGGCUCAUUCAAUGAUAAGCCUAUAAAUGAAGGCUUUGUUGGCCCAUUAGGACAGGAACUUUUUAAAAAGGAACAAAAUGAUCUCCUUUCAGAUUUGGUAGAUAUUCCAAGAAAGGCGUGUGACGGUCGGAUCAAUGAAUUUGUUAAACGUGCUAGAUCUGCUAAAAUUCAUGCUUAUAUAGUUAGUCAUCUUAAGAUGGAGAUGCCUGCAAUGAUGGGCAAAGCUAAGGUGCAACAAAGGCUUAUAGAUAAUCUUGAAGAUGAAUUUAAAAAGGUUCAAAGGGAGUUUCAUCUGCCAGCUGGUGAUUUUCCUAAUAUUGAUCACUUUAGAGAGGUUUUGAGUAGUUAUAGCAUCGACAAGUUUGAUAAAUUGAAGCCUAAAAUGAUUCAAGCUGUAGAUGACAUGCUUGGUUAUGAAAUACCAGAGCUCUUAAAGAAAUUUAGAAAUCCUUAUGAUUAGGAUGAAAACAUUGAGCUUGUUGUUGAGAAAUUGAAGGUGCACCACGUGAAGCCUAAAAUGAUUCAAGCUGUAGAUGACAUGGUUGGUUAUGAAAUACCAGAGCCGUUAAAGAAAUUUAGAAAUUCUUAUGAUUAAGCUGGAAACGUUUAAGCUUGUUGUUGAUUUUGUCAUGAGUGUUUCUGACUGAGAUUUUGAUAUUUAGUUUUCCGAAAUGAUGAAAAUAUCAUGUCUUGAAUGUCUGAUGUCUACAACCUUUACAGUCCAGUUCAUGACAUAAUAUUAUAGAUAGUGUCUGGUUUAGACAAUUGCCGCCCU